AUGACAAGUCAAUCGUAGCUGAAAAUGAAGCGUUCGUUGAUUUCCGUCGUUCUUCUUGGCAUAUGCAUUGUGUGCUCGGAAGGACUCUUCUAUAUCCAGAAGGGCAACUGCAAUGAAAGGAUUCGGACUUUGCAAGCCAGGAAGAACAAGCUGACAAGUGAUUUGAACUCCUGUCAGACGAAACCGAAGCCAAUAUGGCCCAUACCAGUAUAUCCGCCAAGUCCUCAAGAAUGUGUUGGGGCAAAGAUUGACCUGGUGUUUGUCCUGGAUGCUUCCAGCAGCAUCACAACGCCAAAUUUUGAACUGAUGCGCAAAUUCCUGCAUGAUUUCCUCUCCAUCGCAAGUAUCGACAACGGAGACGUUCGAGUUGGUCUUGUGAUCUUCAGCACCCAGAGUCACAUCCAGUUUAAUCUCAAAGACUACAACUCCAAGUCUGGAGUCUUAAACGCCAUUGACAACGUCCCGUACAAGAAGGGAAGAACCAACACGGCGUCUGGUCUGUUGAAAAUGAGGAAGAUGUUCAGAGUAAAAUUUGGUGAUAGGAGACGUGUGAAGAAUAUGGCAAUAGUGAUCACCGACGGCGUGUCCAACGUCAAUGCCAAGAAAACCAUCCCCAUGGCUAGAAGGGCAAGGGCAAGAGGCAUCCACAUCUACGCCAUUGGCAUUGGUUUGUCUAAAACGAAGGAGCUAAAUAAAAUCGCCAGCCGACCAGUUAAGAAAAAUAGAUUCACAGUUCAGGACUUCACCGAAUUGAGAACUUUGAGAGAUAAAAUCUUCCGGUCUAUCUGUAUCAACGUGAACAAACGACCGAAACCGAGACCACAGAAACCGAAACCGAAACCGAAACCACAGAAACCAGACAAAUCAAAGUGUCCACAUCGUUGUGCAUCACCAGCGCAAUGCGAGGAACUUAAUGGUAAGGUCUUCGUCGAAUAUCCGUGUCCCAAAGGCCAAAUGUGCUGCAAACCAAUGCCCUAAAGAAAUAAAGUCUUAUUCGCCGA
Messenger RNA from Gigantopelta aegis, 1001 nucleotides. RefSeq names its product matrilin-2-like. The transcript is spliced from 5 exons. The record is from RefSeq and is a predicted model, not a curated record. Lineage: Eukaryota; Metazoa; Mollusca; Gastropoda; Neomphalida; Peltospiridae. Bases 25 to 978 code for a protein of 317 amino acids.